Molecule: messenger RNA, 1153 nt
Organism: Mytilinidion resinicola
Lineage: Eukaryota; Fungi; Ascomycota; Dothideomycetes; Mytilinidiales; Mytilinidiaceae
Exons: 2
Coding region: 81-674 (197 amino acids)
Source: RefSeq, a predicted model, not a curated record
CUCUUGGAGAUAUGUCUGCAUGCACACACAGAGCGAGACGGCGGCCAUGUAGAUAGCCCGCCAGGCACGGCUCCAGACACAUGCUCUCAGCCGCCCGCCGCGCCCGCUGCGCCCGCCGCUGCAGAGGCGCCUGCUGCACCCACACCGCCGUGAAUCCAUCCCACCUCAUCUGGGCCACCCGCGGCGGCCACUGCGAGCCCAACCCACCACCAUACAGCUAUAAUACCUCUGCUACGCCCGCCCCCAGGCCUCCGCACCGCCAGUGUUCCGCGCGAGAUGAGCGCGGCGUGAUUAUUAACCGCUGCAACCCGGCCUGCCAUCGCCUUCCAUCGCCUUCCAACGGAGCUUCGAGGCACCCGCUAUACCAAGUGCCCGUACGCUUCACCGUCGACCCCAUCCGGCCGGCCUGGCACACGCCCAUCCCGGAAACCAGCAACCCAUCCUCUCGCCAUCGCCAGUGUACAACCCACCGGCACCGAUUCAGCGCCGCCUGCAUACCAGCCCCAACACCGCGACCAUGCCCCGCGUCACCAUAUCCAUCAACGCCCCCGACGAGCAGUCGGACCAGGAGCUGCUUACCCUCGACCUGCCGCCCGGACUCACCGUCCAAGACCUCAAGGUCUUCGUUCAGGGCGAGACCAACUUUUCCCCGCAAUCGCAGCAGUUGUACCUGAACGGCCGACCUCUGAACAACGAUGCCCAGACACUCGAGGCUGCCGGCAUCAACGAUGGCGAGAUGCUGGCGAUGCUCAUCCGGCGGCCCGGGCAGCCUGCGCAAGGAGGACGGCCCGCCGCUCGCCCCCAAGGUGGUGCACGGCGGCGGGGAGAGGUGAACUCGGACGAGCUAGAAACUGUGCGACUGCGCUUUGCCGGCGACCCCGCAGCCAUUGCAAACCUCCACGAGCAGCAGCCAGAGCUGGCCAGUGCCGUCAACGACCCCACGCGCUGGAGGGAGCUAUACACCGCCAUGAGACAGCAGGAAGAAGCGCGUGAGCGCGAGCGCCAAAACCAGAUCGCCCUACUCAACGAAGACCCCUUCAACAUCGAGGCGCAGCGGAAGAUCGAGGAGAUGAUCCGGCAGGAUCGGGUCGUGGAGAACCUGCAGCAUGCGUAUGAGAACAACCCUGAGGGUAAGCACGACGACACCUACGCC